UGUGUGUGUGUGUGUGUGUGUGUGUAAAACCUGCGACUAGAUAAAAGAGGCAUGUCAAAGCCUUCUUGGGCAGACACUCCUGACACCGAUCAGACCUCGCACACGACGCUGCACUACAGUGUGAAGGAAGAAUCCUCCAAGAUGUGUUGCUCCGGGUUUCUCCGCAUAAUGAUGUUCAUCUUCAACGGCGCCAUCUUUGUGGCCGGCGCCGCCGUGCUCGGCGUGGGCGUGUGGGUGAGGGUGGACAGCGGCUCCUUACUGGGUUUACUGGACAGCGUGGAGGACGCUCCGUCCGGUGUCUCUCAGCUGGCCAACGUCACCUACCUGCUCAUAGCCGCGGGGGCCGUGCUCCUGGUCAUUGGCUUCCUGGGCUGCUGCGGCGCCGUCAAGGAGAGCAGGUGUAUGCUGCUGACGUUCUUCAGCAUCGUGCUGAUUAUUUUCCUGGCCGAGGUCGCAGGAGCUGUGGUGCUCUUCGUCUUCCACGGCUUAGCCAGUCAGCUUUUCCUGGAUCUGCAGAAGGAGGUCAAGAAAAGCAUCCAGAAAAACUACGGCGGCAGUGAGAGUGUGACGUCCCUGUGGAACUCCACAAUGGACGAGUUCAAGUGCUGCGGAUACAGGAACUACACAGACUUUGACAACUCCCCCUUUUAUGAGGAACACAAGGGAAACGUUUAUCCGAUCCCAUGUUGCAACGCCACCAUCGCCACCAACGGCGUGUGCGACAAACAUAGCGCCGAAGUUUCCAUGAUUGACGGCUGCUUUGACAAGCUGCUGCAGCUCAUAGAGGACAAUGCCGUGAUCAUCGCUGCGGUGGCUCUGGGAAUUGCUGCUCUGGAGGUCGCUGCAAUGGUGGUGUCAAUGGUUCUCUACUGUCAGAUUGGCAACAAGUCAUGAUGUCGCCUUUCCAGCAUGUAAUUCUGGAGCGACUGGCCACAUAGGAGGAGUGCUUUCUUUAGUUGUUAGAUAUUUUUUUAUGAAAAAGUGACAUAAGCUAUUAAAACCAAUGAGCACAUUUCUACUGAGUUAGUCCUGUUCUACUGUCGGGUGACACCGUGGGUGCUGAAGCAUGUAGCUGGUCAUAUGUAAUGAAGCACUGUGGAAAGGAUCUAUGACUUGCAUCACAAAAUGUGUGUCAUAGUUUGUGUUUUUGUAUAUUUGUAUGAUUUAAAAUAAAUAAUAUCACAGUUCUGACUGAAAAUA
Molecule: messenger RNA, 1200 nt
Organism: Betta splendens (Siamese fighting fish)
Lineage: Eukaryota; Metazoa; Chordata; Actinopteri; Anabantiformes; Osphronemidae
Product: tetraspanin-1-like
Exons: 8
Coding region: 52-894 (280 amino acids)
Cellular component (GO): membrane
Source: RefSeq, a predicted model, not a curated record